Cricetulus griseus (Chinese hamster) is the source of this 680-nucleotide messenger RNA. Lineage: Eukaryota; Metazoa; Chordata; Mammalia; Rodentia; Cricetidae. The record is from RefSeq and is a predicted model, not a curated record.
UUCAGAACAAAACGAUAGUCAAAGAAGUAGAAUUUGGAAUGUGCACAGUCACAUGUGGUGUUGGUAUCAGAGAAGUUAUUUUAACCAAUGGAUGCCCUGGAGGUGAAUCCAAGUGUAUUGUUCGUGUGGAAGAAUGCCGUGGACCUGUUGAUUGCGGCUGGGGAAAACCACUUUCUGAAAGUCUUGAAAGUGUUAGACUGGCAUGUGUUCAUAUAUCUCCUGUAAAUCGUUUCAAAUAUAUGUGGAAGGUUCUAAAACCAGACCAACAACCUGUUAUACUUGCAAAUGAUUCAGCAGUCCUAGAAGUACAAAGAGAACUUCAUCCCAUGGCUUUCGAGUGUGACACCCUGGAUAAUAAUGAAAUAGUCGCCUCUAUUAAGUUCACAGUCUAUACAACAAAUGAACUGCAGAUGAGAAGAACAAGCAGACCAGACACUGAUGCAGUCUUAGUAUUUGUGCUGACCAUAGGAGUCAUUAUCUGCAUAUUUGUGAUCUUCGUAUUGAUCUUCAUCAUCAUAAAUUGGGCGGCAGUGAAAUCCUUCUGGGGAGUGAAAGCCUCAACUACUGAGAUACACUCGGAGAUGAGUUCUAUGAGGUACAAAGAUUCGACUUCUCUUGAACAGUCACCAACAGAUAUGCCUGGACAUGAAGAUGACGCUUUAAGUGAAUGGAAUGAAUGA